Messenger RNA from Dibothriocephalus latus, 705 nucleotides. The record is from the annotation of a GenBank genome assembly. NCBI's taxonomy places the organism in Eukaryota, Metazoa, Platyhelminthes, Cestoda, Diphyllobothriidea, Diphyllobothriidae.
AUGCUGCAUCAAACUCGACAGUGGUUCGAACGUCCGCAUACCGGUUCUCUUCGCCCCAGCCACGUGCUCCUCCACGCUCGUUUCUCUACCCUGUAUUCUUUCCUCACGGUUUGGCUCCUUCUGCUGCUGUUACCCUGCAUCUUGGCGUGGAGACUACAUCCUCCAGGCAAAGAACUCGUUCUCUCCUGCCCGUCUGCACCUGAAAACAGCGAAGGAAAUUUGUCCUGGUUCAAGGACGGUCCACCGACGCGUCACGUGUAUAGUAACUCCGGAUCCAAAAGCCUUGUUAUCGAGAAUCCCGGCUACACGGAGAGCGGGAACUACACCUGUUGCCACACCUCCAACCGGAGCGGACACGCCAAUUGCUCCUCAUCUUUCAUCGUUUUUGCAGACAAGAAGGAGCUUCCCCCCAACCUGCUUCGCGACACCCUUCCGCAGCCUGGAGGGACCCCAAUCUUCAAGGGCAUAACCUACUGGAUGCCGUCAAUGCUGUUGUCCUUUCGACCAAGGCUAUUCCUCGGACAGACCAACUUCUCAUGCCUGUACUACAUCCGCACGAAGAUCAGGGUCCCGAGGGUUGAAUGGUUCUACGUAGACAGCAACAGCGACGUGGCGGCUAUUCCGCCGGUCGAUGCCCUUCAUCAGGUCUGCAUUUCGUGGUCUUCAUACAUUCAAAACUGCAAGUUUUAUUACUCAGCUUUUUAA